Molecule: messenger RNA, 1763 nt
Organism: Maniola jurtina (meadow brown)
Lineage: Eukaryota; Metazoa; Arthropoda; Insecta; Lepidoptera; Nymphalidae
Exons: 1
Coding region: 239-862 (207 amino acids)
Biological process (GO): response to X-ray; DNA recombination; double-strand break repair via nonhomologous end joining
Cellular component (GO): nucleus; DNA ligase IV complex; DNA-dependent protein kinase-DNA ligase 4 complex
Molecular function (GO): DNA binding
Source: RefSeq, a predicted model, not a curated record
UCAAAACUCAAAACCAACUCAAAAGUCAGAACAUUCUUUAAUCUUUUCACAAUAAUAUAAGAAAAAUUAAAUGAUCAUAAUAUAAUGUACUGUGUGAUGAUAAGCUACAGAACGUAAUCAUUUAAUCAGUAUAUUAGUAUCAGAACUGCGAACAAGGUUUCUCUAUUGAGUCAGUAGAUCUGGAGAUCAACUGGAGAUUUUUAUUAGCAUUUUCUAAACAGGUCAAAUCAUAGGUCAAAUGGAUCAGGACUCGGUAUCCGACAAUUUUUUGGUAAAGUUUGAUAUCAAAGGGAAACCUGUUUAUGCGAUAAUAUUAUGGCAAAACACCAAAGACCAUCUAUUUCAUAUACAAGUAUUUGGAGAAGAACAGAGUUGGUCUGGUGAUUUUUCAUAUGAAAAGUGUACAACAUUUGCAGAGAAUUUUGAUGAAGAUCUCGAACAAUAUAAAAAUAAUGUAAAGGACGCGUUAAAAAUGGAAAACAGUAUGUAUACUUUUGACUUUACAUACGUUGAGAGUGAUAGCAACGUUGCAAAAUUUUAUUGGAAAAGGAGAUUUAAAGAUUCUACAGCAACUUUAGUUCAUGGGUUUGUAUCUGUAACAAAAGAUGAAGAUGCUGGGACUAAAAACGACAUAAUAGAUUUCCUAUUAGAACAAAAUAAAUAUCUCAAUAGUGCUCUAGAAGAUUAUAAGAAUAAGACUGAAAUAUUAAAAACUGACUUAGAAAACUGGAAAAGUGAGUUUGAAAAAUUUACAGUAACAAAAAAUUCUUUAGAAACAACUUUAUAUGGAAAAUUUGUGCAACUUUUGAACUCUAAGAAAAGGAGAAUUCAAGAGCUUGAAGAAUUUUUAAAUAAUUUAUGAAAGCAAAAAUAUGGUUACAGAAUUGGUGUGACUUGUUCAUAGUAUUAGCUCAUGCAUAUCUCUUAAUUUACUUAAUGCAGUUUUAAAUAUUCUAUCAAGUUUGUAGGGUCUUAUUGUUGUUGAGUUCUAAUUGGCAUUCAGUUUUGAUAUAUCAUUGGUUUACUGCAAGAACUCAUUCAUUCCAGAAAAUCAUCUACUUAAAAUUUACAAGAACUAUGAACCAAGCCUAUACAUAUACUAUAGAACAAGAAAAUUAUUUUUGCAAUUAAUGAGUUCUUGUAGUAGGCUAAGAUAUUAGCUAUUAUAAACUAAGGCUUAUAGUCCGAUGAGAGAUACAAAAUGUUGUUAACUGUUACACAAAUGAUUGAACACAACUUUUUCUUCUGUCUGCUAUUUGUUUUCUUUUGUUUUGCCAAUGAAAUCAAGGAUGUUUAAUGUAAUCUUAUAUUGCUUAUACAUUUGUUAUUAUUAAUUGAUUGCUGCAGUAUUUAAUAUAUUUUUUCCAAACGCUAAGCAGUAGAAAGCUCUUGUAUAUAAUAUAUUUAAUUUCAGCAAUAAGAAUUAUAAUAUUUUAUUAUGAAUUUCUAUGCUUCUGUGUUGAUAUAUUAUUUUUUACGCGAAAUGUCUGAAAACUAGGAAUGUACCUAUGUAAUGUGAAGACAAUUUAGGAAAUGUGUACACUGUACCUACUUACAGUCAACACGCACACAUUUCCUGUUGAUUUUAAAAAUGAAUAAUUAGAUAUAUUUCCUAGGAAUUCUAUACUUACAAUGAUUUCUGGAAACAUCCAUUAAUUUUUAUCUGGAUGACAAAACAUAAAAAUCAUGAAGCCAGUGCUGUUUGUACAUAUUACAAACUUGAUUACAAAUGGAUUACAAUAUAAUAAUCUUAUGAAAACAGA